AGCAACCUGACCUAUGGCUGAGGCUCCGCUCUCGCCCGUUCAGAUUUCCAGAAUUCGCUCCCCGUCCAAGCACAACCCCGCUUUGAAAUAUCCUGAGCUCAUCGGACUACCUUCUCAGGUACCAGCCACCACCAACAGCAGCACACCAUGUCCAACGCCGAUUUCCAUCUCAUCUACUGGCCCGGCAUCCCCGGCAGGGGCGAGUUCGUGCGCAUCGCCCUCGAGGAGGCCGGCGUCGCCUACAAGGACACGGCGCACCAGGCCGACUGCAUGUCCGUCAUGCAGUCGGAGCUGGCGGGCGACGACGGGAACCCGCCCGCGUUCGCGGUGCCGGCCCUGCGCCACGGCGACUUGCUCAUCAGCCAGACGUCCAACAUCCUGCAGUACCUGGGCGAGGUGGUUGCCGGGCUCGCGCCCGCCGAGGUCCCGGGCCGAUACCACGUGCACGCGCUGGCGCUGACGGCGCUCGACGGCUUCAGCAACGAGGUGCACGACACGCACCACCCGGUCGACAUAUCGGCCUACUACGACGACCAGAAGGCCGAGGCGCUGCGCCGCGCGCGCGCGUACGUGGGCGGGCGCCUGCCAAAGUUCCUCGCGCACUUUGAGAGCGUGCUGGCGGCGCCAACCAGCGGCGCCGGGCCGUGGCUGUACGGCGGGCGGCUGACGUACGCGGACCUGACGCUGUACCACGGCCUCGACGGCGUGCACUUUGCGUUCCCCAAGGCGGUGGCCAAGGCGAGGGAGUCAGGCAAGUAUGGCAGGGUGUUUGCGCUGUACGAUGCUGUGAGGGAGAGGCCCAAUAUCAAGGCCUACCUGGCGAGCGAGCGUCGGCAAAAGUACUCGGAUGGCAUCUUCCGGUACUACCCCGAGCUGGACAUUGUUUGAGGUUUGGGCGGGUUUGGACGCCUGGGAAGUGGCAAGGAGGGAGAAGGUUACAGUCAUUUGAAUGGGGAAGGGGAAAUUUUUCUAAGCUGUGUUUGUGAUUAUUAAAUGGAAGGUGGUAGGAUACAACCAAAAGACAAGGAGGAACGAACUCCUUUCUAA
Messenger RNA from Gaeumannomyces tritici R3-111a-1, 1047 nucleotides. RefSeq lists its product as hypothetical. Lineage: Eukaryota; Fungi; Ascomycota; Sordariomycetes; Magnaporthales; Magnaporthaceae. Gene Ontology annotation, molecular function: glutathione transferase activity. The record is from RefSeq and is a predicted model, not a curated record. The coding region runs from base 148 to 888 and encodes 246 amino acids. The transcript has a single exon. Gene Ontology annotation, biological process: glutathione metabolic process.